This is a messenger RNA of Nothobranchius furzeri (turquoise killifish), 5433 nucleotides long. RefSeq names its product calcium/calmodulin-dependent protein kinase type II subunit gamma. Gene Ontology annotation, biological process: protein phosphorylation. The record is from RefSeq and is a predicted model, not a curated record. Lineage: Eukaryota; Metazoa; Chordata; Actinopteri; Cyprinodontiformes; Nothobranchiidae. Gene Ontology annotation, molecular function: calmodulin binding; calcium/calmodulin-dependent protein kinase activity; ATP binding.
UCCACACAUACACCAUCAUCGUCGCCGCCUCUCCCUUUCCGCCCCUGCUCGCCUCUCUCCUCUUCAGUCCUGCUUGCCUGUCAGAAAGGUGUUCCAGUGUUGGAGGCUAGGCUACCCUCCUCUCGGACCCCGAACGAGAGCCAGCCGCCGUCGUACCCCAAGGCUCGGGCUCCCCCUCUCACGGCUCCCAACCAUGGCAACCACCGCUACUUCCACACGGUUUACCGACGAAUACCAGCUAUACGAGGAGCUCGGGAAGGGAGCAUUUUCAGUGGUUCGUAGGUGUGUUAAGAAGUCAUCCGGACAGGAGUAUGCUGCAAAAAUCAUCAACACUAAGAAGCUUUCUGCAAGAGACCAUCAGAAGCUUGAGAGAGAAGCUCGUAUCUGCCGCCUCUUGAAGCACCCAAACAUCGUGCGGCUGCAUGACAGCAUUUCAGAGGAAGGCUUUCAUUACCUAGUCUUUGACCUAGUGACAGGAGGAGAGCUUUUUGAAGACAUUGUAGCAAGGGAGUACUACAGUGAGGCUGAUGCCAGUCACUGCAUUAGUCAGAUCUUGGAGAGUGUCAAUCAUAUCCACCAGCAUGAUAUUGUGCACAGAGACCUCAAGCCUGAGAACCUGUUGUUGGCCAGUAAGAUGAAGGGAGCUGCAGUGAAGCUGGCAGACUUUGGCCUUGCUAUCGAGGUGCAGGGAGACCAGCAGGCUUGGUUUGGAUUUGCUGGUACUCCGGGUUAUCUCUCUCCUGAAGUCCUGAGGAAGGAUCCCUAUGGCAAACCUGUGGAUAUAUGGGCAUGUGGUGUUAUUCUCUAUAUCUUGUUAGUUGGAUAUCCUCCUUUCUGGGAUGAAGAUCAACACAAACUCUAUCAGCAGAUCAAAGCUGGGGCAUACGACUUUCCAUCCCCAGAGUGGGACACGGUGACUCCAGAAGCAAAGAAUUUGAUCAACCAGAUGUUGACAAUCAACCCAGCUAAAAGAAUCACUGCUGAACAAGCCCUGAAACACCCAUGGGUCUGCCACCGCUCCACAGUGGCAUCAAUGAUGCACAGGCAGGAAACAGUCGAAUGUCUCCGUAAAUUCAACGCUCGCCGAAAACUCAAGGGAGCCAUUCUCACCACCAUGCUGGUGUCCAGAAACUUCUCAGUGGGCCGGCAGCAUACCAACUCUGCUGCUGCCGCCUCCUCCACGGCCUCACUGGCUCAGGAAGCAUGUAAAAGUUUACUCAACAAGAAGUCGGAUUCUGCUAAGCCUUCUACCAACAACAGUAAGAACAGUAUAGUGAGCGCCAUCAAUGCCCUGAAAGACACCAACAUGGCAACCAACGCUCAGAUGGAAUCUCAGAGCACAGUGGUGCACAACCCUCCUGAUGGAGUCAAGGGAUCAACGGAGAGCAAUGCUACAAACGACGAGGAGGAAAUGAAAGGUAGGAAAGCGGACAGUUCGGCGCUGAGUCAGAGCAGCGCUGCAGAGGAGAUGCCCCCACUUCUGCCCUCACCUCAAAGCUCGCCUGCCAUUCCAUCGCAUGAUGUAAAGCGCAUGGCAUGGAACAGCACAGGCAACAGCUCCUGCCCCGACUCUGACCAAUCGCAGUCCUCCAUUCCUGCCGCUCCACUAGGGAGCAACUCAGUCGCUGCUAAAAGCAACACUAAGCAGACUCGUAAACAGGAGAUAAUUAAGAUAACGGAGCAGCUGAUUGAAGCCAUUAACAAUGGAGAUUUUGAUGCCUACACGAAGAUUUGUGAUCCUGGACUCACCUCUUUUGAACCAGAAGCUCUGGGAAACCUAGUGGAAGGCAUGGACUUCCACAAGUUCUACUUUGAAAACUUGCUGAGUAAGAACCACAAGCCUGUACACACCACCCUGCUCAACCCCCAUGUGCACCUCAUCGGCGAGGACGCCGCAUGCAUCGCCUACAUUCGCCUCACGCAGUUUGUGGACUCCACGGGCCGCCCUCGUUCCAGCCAGUCAGAGGAGACCCGGGUGUGGCAUCGCCGCGAUGGGAAGUGGCUGAACGUUCACUUUCAUUGCUCAGGAGCUCCUGCUGCACCACUACAGUGAUCAGUGGUCCUGAGCCUCCAGUCUGCUGGAGUGAGUUGUGGGGGGCAGUUUUUUCAGCAAGUGAGUUUAAGAGGUGCGUCCUCUGCGUGGAUUGGCUAGUGCCAGGAGCCCGGCCGGGCGAAAUUGCAUCCCUCUCUACGUUACCAACCAAUCCUGUCCCUCCUUUGACCUGCUGGGGACCGGCUGAACACAAGACCCCGGCCCCAUGAGAUGAUGCAUGCAUCUGGCGCCUGAUUGGAGGGUGCAUCUUUGCCCUCUGUUCCUCCCCUGGCAGCCAUCUUUUUUUCUGCCUGUGCAAGAUGAGACGUCCUGGGGGAGGAGAGGAUAUACAGUUGAACUUGUGACAGUUUAUGAGUAUGAGUAAUGAAUAUACAGUGUAAACUAUGACUAGAUGUACCAGAAACCACCAAAACCCAACCAAGCAUUUAUCAUUAUGUAAUAAGAGAGGAGCUGAGAGCAGCAGGAGCUAAGCAGCUGAGAUUUUUGUACACAUUUAGGGAUUACUGGGAUGGGAGUGUCCUGCUCACUACCUGGAUGUUGAGAUGAAGGGAAAAUUUCCUCCGAUGAAUUAGAGGGGGGAAAUGAUCAUCAAGUUUACUCCGAGAACUUGAUGAGGAGAGAAACUUGAUAUCAGAAACAUGAAGCACCAAAGUGUAGAACUUUAGUGUAGGCUUUUUACGUGUUUGUGUUUUCGUUUGUGUGCUUGUUUUCCGACUGAACGGAUAUUGUGUUGUUGUGGGACUGGGGCAGGUCACGUGGUUUUUUUUUGGCAUCCUGAUCCAUUUUGCGUUCUUGUGAAAAAGCGGAGUGUUUAUUUUAUUUUCAUUUUAUUUUAUUUUGCUAUCACUGACCCUAUCAUCAAGACUCUUUAAAUAGAAGAGCUGAGAUUAUUCAGUUUAACGAGGGAUUUUGUUGUUCACAUUUAACAUGUUAUGUUUUUAUGCAGUGGAGGUGGAAGGCGAGCGGGAAAUGCUUUUGUGUUUUGCAUGUUUACUCCCCUCUCCUCCCUCGUUUAUCCCCCUCCUUCCCUCUUCUUUUAUUCAUCUUCUCUUUAAAAUUUCCUCAGUCUGUCACUCGGCUUUCUGCAAGGGCCUGGUUUGUGAAUCACUGUGUAAAUGCAGUGUUUGUAUAGAUAUAUGUAGAAAGGUGUAAUAUAUGUACAUGUAUCUAAGAGACACUCAUCCUGUGCAUUUUGGGGAACCACCCACACACCUGUGUAACUCUCACUCAUCUUCAGGAGAGACUGUUUUCUCAAAACUUUCAUUCUAAUCCCUCAGAUACCUGAGAUUAUGGUAGCUCCUUAAAGGUCAGGGCUAAUGUGAACACACACACACACACUCCUGUAGGCACUCCCAUGGCCGCAUGACUGUUUAUGAAGAUGGGUAAUAAAAAAAAAAACAUGAAGAUUUUAACCCCUACGCUCCAAUUUAAACAUUAAGAAUUUCAACGUGUCCCUAACGCCUGACCCCACAAUGCUGUGAGCCAUCUUUUCAUAUCACACACACACACACCUGGAGGUGUUUCGGCUUUUGUAACAUAUCUGCACCGCUGCUGUGUGACCGGCGCCACCCUUGUCAUGCUGCUGAAGUGUUUGCGGUUGUAUCUUUGACCCCCUGCCUCCGAUGGCUCCGCCCCUCCCAGGUGUUUGAAUGUGUCUCUGCUCUUGAAUCGUUUAUUUGUUCCUUUCUGUGUCGUUACUGGUUUUAACCUUUGGUUUUAUUAUUUUUUUGUUGUCGUCGAUGUUGCUGUUGUCGAUUGGUAACUUGCCGAUCCGCCAAGCUGGAGUUCUGCACUCUCCAUGUGAAAACACACACACACGAGGGAGGAAGCAAAGACGACACAAAAUGAAGGAUAUUGAUCAGAACUAAAUUAUCAAUGUAAUCUACCCUUGGUGGUUUUCUAAUGGUGCCUGCUCGGAGGGGGGGGCAGAUUGGUGCCGGUGUCGGUACAAAAUCUGCUUGGGUGCAAAAUCAGCUCGGGGUCCGUCGACUGCCGAUGACGUCAAAGUAGUUGAUUGGCUGAACAUGAACCUUACGGAAUUACGUAAUCACGUUACGUUGUUAUCACGUUACGUUGGUCCAGGCAAAUCUUUCUGUUGGAAAGAUGGACAACUUUUGCAAAGAAAUCCAUCAUUACCUCUUUGAAAAUACACUUUUAGCAUAGAGCUGCAUGUAUAUUAGGGCUGAACGAUUAACUGCAUGUGCAAUUAAAUUGCGAUGUGACAAAAGGAGAUUUUCUAAUCGCAAAGGCUGCAAUUUGGCAGCGAGUGGUGAGCGCAAUGCUAAUAUACGUGGAAAAACCCAUAGGAAUGCUAAUGCUAAUAUCACCGAUUACAUUAUUACAAAUUAUGAAUUAGAAACGUGCCAAAUGAUUACAUUUGGAGUCUAAUAGAAAGUAAAACUACCAUCAAUCAAAUAAGUACAGACAGGUAUUUUAGUAAAGCCAGAAAACUUUUAACUCCAGAGUUUUGGCUAGCAGCUAUGAGCGUACCUGAACUACGCAUGGACAAGACGUCAAAAACUCUAAACACAAAAUACUUCAAUAAACGGGACACACUUCUUUCCUGCAAAUACAAUUUCACAGGUGUUGCUAAUACCUAUGAUCCUUCAAGGGAUGUGCUCAAAGAGGAGUUCAACAUUAUGAAUACAAUAUAGUGUUUUAUUUUACAAAUACCAUUAUAAACACAAACUUACGUCGUAAGAAACAUUAUUUUAAAAACGAAACUGCUAAAUUCUUUCCAACAGUAUAGAUGUGUAGUGUAUUUUGUCCGAGUGGGUUUGCCGUACUUUGACGUCAUCGGCAGUCGAAGGACCCCGAGCCGAUCUUGCACCCGAGUAGAUCCUGUACCGACACCGCUCACACUGUUGGGGAAUCGGAGCGGGACACCUAGUUAUAUGCAUGUUUCAGUUACACAUUUCUACCAUGUACCUACCUAAAAACGGAUGGAGCUAGUGUUAAUAUAUAUAUUUGCAUCUUUUGAAAUAUUAAUUCCAUCCAUCCAGAAUGUUGAAUAGGUGACAUGAAAAUAUAAAAGCAAAAUAACAAAAAAAAUCUUCUAAAAAAUGUUCAGGAGCCGUAGCUUGGUAUGAGGCCCUUGAUGUGUUCCCUGCGUUGUAAUGAUAUAUUAUUGGGCUGCGCUUUCCUCACCAGCCUUCUCAUGGAUGCUGGCUGUUUCUUUUUAUUUCCUCUUUUUCUUUUUUUUUUUUCUUUUUUUUUUUUUUUUUUUUUUUUGCAUGGUCAUGAUGUAUAAUGAAAAAGCAACCACGAAUUGACGACUAUCAAGUGUUUGUCUGAGUGUUAGUUGGUCUUCAUCAUAGCUUUGUUAUUCUUCAAACAUGGAUCUUGAAAGUAUUUAAUAAAAAAAUACUAUUUCAGCACUG